Molecule: messenger RNA, 2802 nt
Organism: Closterium sp. NIES-65
Lineage: Eukaryota; Viridiplantae; Streptophyta; Zygnematophyceae; Desmidiales; Closteriaceae
Source: the annotation of a GenBank genome assembly
AUGUCGUUGCCAAGUGGCGGCGUCCUAUUGGCUGUGAUUGGAGAAGUGGGUGACACGAUUUCGGUGCAAAUCCAGCCACAGGAUGACUUGGAAUCUACGGUUCAGAAGAGCGUUGAGAAAGACGAGCGGACGGACGCUGCAGCCACUGGAGUGUUGCCAGUUGUCGCAACGGCAUUCGCUGCAGGACAGACAGCGGAAAUUUGUCUGACCGCGCCUAGCAUUGGUCCGGUGGUGGCUGCUUGGCUGGCGCCUCAACGACCCGAAACUCCUGCUACGGCUGCCAAAUCUGCGGAGGAGGCUCGGAGAAAGAGGGAGGAAGGGUUGAGGGAGUAUGAAGAACUGAAGAGGCUGAUGCUGCUGGUUACCACAGGGUUGGUGGUUACUGGGACAGGAGCUGCUGGGUGGGUAGGAGGAGUGGACACUGCUGUGGCGUUUGCUGCAGGAGGGGCGGCGGCGUUUGUCUACUUGCUGAGAUUGCAGAACCGUGUCGAUGAGCUUCCAUCGGCCGACUGGACUGACAAUGCAAAACCACCUCAUAUAACAGCAUUGGAGGCAUCAGGUGAAUCGAACACCAUGCUUGACACUCCCGGCAGCGGAACGGCGGUGGAAGGAGGAAGCACGGAUCCUGAGACUGUUAACCUGGUGCGGAGUAUUGGAGUCCGGGCGGCGUUAGCCACUGUAGCCAUUGGAUCAGCUGUUGCCCUGUUGGGAGGCGUUGGUGGUGGCGAGGGCGAUGGGGGGCUCUUGACGGGAGGGUUGCAGGCUCUGAAGAUUGAGCCACAGCAGUUUGCUGCGGGUGUGUUGGGCUUCCUUUCUCACAAGCUUGCUCUCGUGCUGGUCGCAUUUAUGAGUGGGAGAGAAGGCCCUGCCAUUGGAAUCGACCUCGGCACGACCUACAGCUGCGUGGGCGUGUGGCAGCACGAUCGCGUUGAGAUCAUCGCCAACGACCAAGGCAACCGCACCACCCCGUCCUACGUGGCAUUCACGGACACGGAGCGCUUGAUUGGCGAUGCGGCGAAGAAUCAAGUGUCCAUGAACCCUGUCAACACCGUUUUCGAUGCGAAGCGUCUCAUCGGGCGGCGGUUCUCUGACGCGCCCGUGCAGAACGACAUCAAACUGUGGCCGUUCAAGGUGAUCGCAGGCGCGGGCGAGAAGCCAAUGAUCCAAAUCGAGUACAAGGGCGAGACCAAGCAGUUCGCCGCGGAAGAGAUUUCGUCCAUGGUGCUGACGAAAAUGAAGGAGAUCGCAGAGGCUUACCUUGGAACUACUGUGAAGAAUGCGGUGGUGACGGUUCCGGCGUAUUUCAAUGACUCACAGCGUCAAGCGACGAAAGACGCGGGCGUGAUCGCUGGGCUGAACGUGAUGCGGAUUAUCAACGAGCCGACAGCAGCUGCUAUCGCGUACGGGCUCGAUAAGAAAAAUAGCAGCUCGUCGGAAAAGAACGUGCUAAUCUUCGACCUGGGCGGAGGUACUUUCGACGUGUCGCUUCUUUCGAUCGAGGACGGCAUUUUCGAGGUGAAGGCGACGGCUGGCGACACGCAUUUGGGUGGUGAAGAUUUUGACAACCGCAUGGUGCACCACUUCGUCCAGGAAUUCAAGCGGAAGUACAAGAAGGACCUGAGUAACAACCCGCGGUCUCUUCGCCGUCUUCGCACGGCCUGCGAGCGCGCCAAGCGAACCCUCUCCUCCACCGCGCAAACCACCAUCGAGAUCGACUCGCUCUACGAGGGAAUCGACUUCUACACCACCAUCACCCGCGCGCGCUUCGAGGAACUCAACAUGGACAUGUUCCGCAAGUGCAUGGAUCCAGUGGAGAAGUGCCUCAAGGACGCAAAAAUGUCCAAGGCGCAGAUCCACGACGUGGUGCUCGUCGGCGGCUCCACGCGCAUUCCCAAGGUGCAGCAGCUGCUGCAGGAGUAUUUCAACGGGAAGGAGCUCUGCAAGAGCAUUAAUCCUGACGAGGCUGUGGCGUACGGCGCGGCGGUUCAGGCGGCGAUUCUGAACGGCGAGGGGAACGAGAAGGUGCAGGACCUGCUGCUGCUCGACGUGACGCCGCUCUCGCUUGGAUUGGAGACGGCUGGAGGGGUAAUGACGGUGCUGAUUCCGCGGAACACCACGAUUCCGACGAAGAAGGAGCAGAUUUUCUCGACUUUUUCGGAUAAUCAGCCGGGAGUGCUGAUUCAGGUUUACGAAGGUGAACGCGCUCGGACCAAGGAUAAUAAUCUACUCGGGAAAUUCGAACUCUCGGGAAUUCCGCCGGCGCCGCGUGGCGUGCCGCAGAUCACCGUGACGUUCGACAUUGACGCGAACGGUAUUCUAAACGUGAGCGCGGAGGACAAGACUACGGGGCAGAAGAAUAAGAUAACCAUUACGAACGAUAAGGGCCGACUGAGCAAGGAGGAAAUCGAGCGGAUGGUGGAGGAAGCGGAGAAGUACAAGGACGACGACGAGCAGCACAAGAAACGGGUUCAGGCGAAAAACGCGCUCGAGAAUUACUCGUACGGCAUGCGUAACACCGUUCGCGACGACAAGAUCGGGGGAAAGCUGUCGCCUGAAGAUAAGAAGGCGAUCGAGAAGACCGUAGAUGAGACGAUUGAUUGGCUGGACAAGAACCAGCUCGGCGACGUGGACGAAUUCGAGGACAAGCAAAAGGAGCUCGAAGGGAUUUGUAACCCGAUCAUCGCGGAAAUGUACCAGGCUGGAGGUGGACCAGUGGCAGGAGCAGGAGGUGUGGGGGAUGUGCCUAUGAGAGGUGGUUUUCCUGGAGGAAGCGACGGGCCGAAGAUUGAGGAGGUUGACUGA